UAUUAUUUAUGAUUUUUAAGGACUACAUUUCCCAGAAACCAUCAUGGCGUGCUUUUACUCUCCGCCCUUCCUUCGAGUUAUAAACUGGGAGCCAAAGUCCAGGAGGCGAAAGAAGCACGGCAAGUCUGAGCGGGAGCAAAGGGAAGUUUGUCUGGCUUAAGCAAAUUUGCUGUGAUGGCGGUGCGCAUCCUGGUCUUGCCUUCCCCCGCCUGCCUGUAUGACGAUCCCGUGCAGGUGAAGAUCGAGGGCCUCUCUCCGCUACAGGAGGUCACCGUCGCGGCGUCUUUGGAGGAUGAGAGCGGCCACCUCUUCCAAUCGCGCGCGUACUAUCGGGCUGAAGGGAACGGAGAACUGGACCUCAGCUGCUCCCCGUCGCUAGGUGGGAGCUACUGCGGGGUGGAGCCCAUGGGCUUACUGUGGGCGCUGGAAUCCACGACGCCCUACAAGAGGCUGAGUAAGCGGAACGUCCUCACCCCGUUCUGUGUCACCUACGAGGUGUACGACGGGCGCGGAGUCACCGGCUCGCUCCUUUGCAGCUGCCGCAGCGAGAGGCACUUCGUGGCCGAAGGCGUGAAGAGGGUGCCCGUGCGAGAAGGCCGGCUCAGAGCCACGCUUUUCUACCCGCCCGGUCCUGGACCUUUCCCAGCAGUUCUUGACUUGUAUGGAUCUGGAGGGGGACUGGUGGAAUACAGAGCAAGCCUUUUGGCAAGCAGAGGUUUUGUUACACUGGCACUUGCUUUUUUAGCUUUUGAAGAUCUCCCAGCUUUCCCAAAGUUCAUUGACUUAGAUUAUUUUGGUGAAGCAAUAAUGUUCCUGCAGAAACAACAAAAGGUUAAAUCUAUGAAAAUUGGAGUCCUGGGACUGUCUCAAGGUGCAGAUCUCGGUCUUUCUUUAGCUGCAUUUUGGCCAAACAUCCAAGCUGCUGUCAGCAUUUCUGGCACAGGGUUAAAUGCUUUUUUCCCUUUGAAAGUGAAAGGACAAAUCAUUCCACCUCAUCCUUUAGAUUUGGGCAGGGUCAAACCUACUGAUGUUCCGAAUGUACUAACUUUUGCUGAAGUAAUGGAUGAUCCCAAAGACCCAUCGACCUGGCCAUGCCGCAUCCCUGUUGAAAAGUCCUCAAGCAAGUACCUCUUUAUAUGCGGACAGGAUGACAGAAACUGGAAAAGUCAAAUGUUCUGCCAAGAGGUUGUUAGCCGCCUUCAGCAGAAUGGACGUCAUGUGGAGUUCUAUUGCUAUCCUGAAGCUGGACACCUCUUGGAGCCUCCUUAUAUGCCCUUGUGCUGUAUUUCACUUCACAGGACAAUUGGGAGCCUUACACUCUGGGGCGGAAAGUGGAAAGAACAUGCAGAGGCACAGGAAGAUGCCUGGCAAAGAAUAUUAGCCUUUUUCAGACAACACUUGCUGGAACCAACUUUAAAAAGUACUUUAUAGGGUGCAGUUGCAUUGGGUUGUAAGAAAGGCAGAAUUGCUCGUACGCCUUUGAUUGUCAGUUGGUAACCAAGUUAAACUCAGAGUGAUGGUCUCUAGAAAAUAUAUUUUGCCACUUUCAGGUACACCAAUGGGGCACCACAAUUUUCAUUAGUUUGGGGAAAACUCGUCCAGCUGGAGACCCUUAAGCAUCUUACACAUAAAUCAUAUGUAAUAAACGGAUCUAUCCCUCUCUCCAAUCAGUUGCAGUUUGGUUAUUUCAUAUUGAUAGACUACAAAACCUGAUUUGCAAAUUGUUUCUGUGGACUAGAGGCAAACUAUCAAGAUGUAUUAGGUGUUGUCAUGCUUUCAGUGGGCCCAUACAAGUCAAUUGCACAUGCAUAUACAACCCAGCUGAAUACAGUUACCAUAGCCCAUAAACAAUUUAUUUCCACUCCCACCUCGAUACUACAUACAGAUUCUCUUCCAGCUAUACAUCUUUGUAUUUGGAUAUUCAAGGUUACUCCGGUAAUAAAAUCCUUAAGCUACUGCCACAAAUGUCAUUAGCAAUGUAAUGGUUUCAGGGCCUUCUACUUUUAGGAAAGCUGUAGAGGUUAUACAAAGGUUAUGUACAGACAUGCACAGCAAACUGCCAUGAUCACAGUAACCUGUUACCUCAACAUCUAUGACCUCACCUAAUUAGUAGCCAGGUAGUACCAGGAACUAUUGUCUUAUGUGAAGCCUCUACCCUGUCUGGGAUGGUCUUAGAGAUUGACAAGGAGAAUGUACCAAUAAGAUGCUGUUGCUACCUAUGCUGUUGCUUUGCUUGUUGAAACGGUAUAAAAGCCAAAUAAACUCUGCGUAAGGCAGACAGACAUUUUGGACACUACCUGAUAUGAUGGAUUUCUGAGACCAACAUCUGGUGCCUAAACAGAACCAAGGGCACCCUAUGGGGGAGCAAUCACCAACAUACUUAUCUCCCAUUCGGAACAGACCCCAAGGUGCACCAAUCGUCCUAUAGGACCCCUUGGAGGUAAAUAUUUGUUGCAGUCUAUCUCACCAGCAACAACAACAUGUACAAGAACUUAGCUUCUUGUUACAGAAGUCAGGUGUUGAAACACCUGAGACAGAGAUAAGGAAGCUGGUUGGUGAGAUAGGGAAACUUUGUCUUUGGUAUCCCGAACGAGGAACAUUUCAUUUACGUGACUGGGAAAAAAUAGGACAAACUACAUCUUUAACCCAGGGCUCCAGUAUAGAUAUUACAGCUAUGGUUUCAGUGCCGUCAUGCAGUGGAAAAAAAUGGAUCUAAAGUUUUGGCAGGGCAACAAUUGACCACAAAACCUUUGCCUGAUUAUGAUCAGUUCAAAAUUAUUCCCCCCAAAUCAUCUUUAAUUAGACUUUCAGCUCCUCAUGGAGAGGUUAAUUCUUCUGCUUCUCCAUGGUCAGAGGAACAAUUAGCAAAAGAGGGGGGGGGUAUAGAAGAUACAUUUUAUGUCUGUUCACCUAAUUUGAUUCCACAAGAUCAUGAAAUAAUUGGCUUAAAGGAUUGUUCUUCCUCUAUCCCUCUCUGCCCCCCUGAUCAGAAAAAGUUUGUCUUCAUUGUGCCUGCCGUUUUGUCUAUUCUUUCAGCAGCGGCCGCUCUAAGAGUGUUUUCUAUGGUUAUGGGUAGGCUGCCAGACAAAGUCUGAAUUUUUCAGAUGAAUCAUGAACCAUCCAGUACCAGCUCAAUAUUUUCCACAAUUUGGCCUCUGAUUUGAAAAUUGAUAGUUAAGGAUCUUGGUGGGAAAGCUUUUGGGCUUGGUUGCACACAGGCCUAUUGGAAAUUGUCCAACAUUAUUUAGUCAUUAUUUGUGCUAUUUUGAUUGGUGGGUGCUGUUUUGUUCAGUGUUUUCCCUACCUUUGCAAAAUAUAUGUAUCACAGCUUUUUGUCUUGAAACCCUCUUCUGUACUGCCUCAGGAUCAAGUAUAUGCCCUAUAUAAGUAAUUGUAACGAUGUUUCUUUUUUGAUUAUGAUUCUUUUACUAACCCCUCUUACGAUGCCUUGUCUAACAAAAUAAAAAAGAAUGAGAUGUAGAGGUUAUACAAAGGUUAUGUACAGACAUGCGCAGCAAACUGCCAUGAUCACAGUAACCGGUUACCUCAACAUCUAUGACCUCACCUAAUUAGUAGCCAGAUAGUACCAUGAACUAUUGUGUUUUGUGAAGCCUCUACCCUGUCUGGGAUGGUCUUAGAAAUUGACAAGGAGAAUGUAUCAAUAAGAUGCUACCUAUGCUCUUGCUUUGCUUGUUUAAACUGUAUAAAAGCCAAAUAAACUCUGCGUAAGGCAGACAGACAUUUUGGACACUACCUGCUAUGAUGGGUUUCUGAGAUCAAUAGAAAGCAACAUCCCGUUCCUCUGCUGCCAAUGACUCUGGCCUCUUCUGCAAGGGCAGAGACCAGCUUUGGGUUCAUCUCUUUCCACCAUGGUUUAGAGCCCUUUCCACAAAGGGAGACAAAGUGGCCCAGACAAGGGAGCUUGUAUCUCAGCAGGUGCUAGGUUGCUGAGCCCAUCAUGAAUAUUCUCUAGUUUUUCACUAUGAAGAGAUCUAAAUUCAUCUCAAGACUUUUCUCUCGCUUUUUUUUUUUGUUACAGUCAAAAUUUUAAUUCAUAUAUAAAUAUUUUGAAGACAGUGUAUUGUCCGGGCAUUUCAUUUUACAAAAGAAAGAAGGAAAAAAAACAACAGAUAUACUAAUAGUAAUAAUGAUAAUACACAUAAUUACAACCAUAUUUAUAAUUAUAUUAGCUUAUUUAGGAUCAUAUUGUACCAGCAUACCUAUUAUUAUAAACAACAUUCAUAUUUUCCUUACAUAUACUAAUUUCUACCUCUUAUCACUAACCACAGGUAAAACCUAUUCCACAUUGAAUAGUACGCUGUAUCUCCUUUUAUCUUUUAUUUUCAAUGUCAAUCUGUCCAUCUCUGCACAGUACAAUAUUUCUUGAAUUAUGUUUUCAUCUGGUGGGGUGUUCUCAUUUUUCCAAUAUUGUGGAAACACAAUUCUCACUGCUGUUAAUACAUGUAGCGUUGAGCAUUUGGUCUGUUUAUCAUAACUUUCUGGUAUUAUGCCUAAUAAAAAUAUUUCUGGCUUUAAAUCAA
This is a messenger RNA of Thamnophis elegans (Western terrestrial garter snake), 4541 nucleotides long. RefSeq names its product acyl-coenzyme A thioesterase 1-like. The transcript is spliced from 3 exons. The record is from RefSeq and is a predicted model, not a curated record. Gene Ontology annotation, biological process: acyl-CoA metabolic process; fatty acid metabolic process. The coding region runs from base 175 to 1431 and encodes 418 amino acids. Gene Ontology annotation, molecular function: fatty acyl-CoA hydrolase activity. NCBI's taxonomy places the organism in Eukaryota, Metazoa, Chordata, Lepidosauria, Squamata, Natricidae.